UCAAAUUCAUUUGAUUGCGGCUGCCAGAGACCGAGACACGGAUAAAAAUAUCCGAAUUCGGGGAAAGUACAGUGACAAAUUAGGGCAAAUUCCAUUUUUCCCAUUUUCCAGUUCGCUUCUUCAAUUCAAGUUUGUAGAACAAGGAUAAAGAGAGAUUUUGAUCGAAGUUAAUUUUCAGGCUUCAGCUUCGAUUACAAUGGAUGCAGAGACUCCAAGUUCACAACGCCGGCAUGUUACCAUUAAACUAUGGCCUCCUAGCCAAAACACACGACAGAUGCUAGUGGAGCGGAUGACUAAAAAUCUUUCUACUCCAACUAUUUUCACCCGAAAGUAUGGAAGUCUAAGUGAGAAUGAAGCUUCAGAAUUUGCUAAACAAGUUGAAGAAUCAGCUUUUGCUGAUGCAAAUCAACAUUAUGAGCUAGAACCUGAUGGAGAUGGCAGUUCUGCCGUGCAAUUGUAUGCCAGGGAGUGCAGUAAGCUCAUUUUAGAAGUUCUUAAAAAGGGUCCCGGUGUGGGAGAGAAAGGGAUUGUAAAGUCUGAGGUUGUUUCCGCUGUCAAUGAAACAUUUUUCGAUAUUUCCAAAGGUCAACGUGCAUUUAUAGAAGCAGAUGAGGCAAAAGCACUUCUGAUGCCAUUAAAAGAACCUGGAAAUUCCUAUACUGAACUGUGUUUUAGCAAUAGAAGCUUUGGUCUAGGAGCUGCUCAUGUUGCUGGGCCUAUCUUGGCAUCCAUUAAGAACCAGUUGAAGAAAGUUGAUCUGUCAGAUUUUGUUGCGGGAAGACCAGAGGCUGAAGCUCUUGAUGUCAUGAAUAUAUUCUCUGUAGCUCUGGAAGGCUCUCAUUUGACGUGUCUGAACCUGUCGGACAAUGCCUUGGGUGAGAAGGGAGUUAGGGCAUUCGGGAAGCUCUUGCAGUCUCAAACUAUCUUGGAGGAACUAUAUCUAAUGAACGAUGGGAUUUCAGAGGAAGCUGCACGAGCUGUCUGUGAGUUGGUUCCUUCCACAGAGAAGCUUAGGGUUCUUCAAUUUCAUAAUAAUAUGACUGGAGAUGAAGGGGCUGUUGCUAUUUCUGAGAUUCUGAGGCGUUGCCCCUUGUUGGAGGAUUUUCGGUGCUCAUCUACACGAGUAGGCUCUAAAGGAGGAGUUGCUCUGUCUGAAGCACUUGGGGGGUGUAAGAAUCUGAAGAAACUUGAUCUACGGGACAACAUGUUUGGCGUAGAGGUUGGCGUCAAGUUGAGCGAGGCUCUUUCCAAACACGAAUAUCUUACCGAGGUUUAUUUAAGCUACCUUAAUCUGGAAGAUGAAGGAGCAAUUACAAUAGCCAAUUCUCUCAAGGAGGCAGCCCCUUUGCUUGGAGUAUUGGAGAUGGCUGGAAAUGAUAUUACAGCUGAAGCAGCUCCCAGUUUAGCUGCUUGCAUUGCUGCAAAAAAGGCCCUUGUGAAGUUGAACCUCUCUGAGAAUGAAAUUAAGGACGAGGGUUCCAUUCAGAUCAGCAAGGCUCUUGAAGGCCAUGAUCAAGUGAAGGAAAUUGAUAUGAGCACGAAUUCAUUAAGAAGGGCUGGGGCCAGAUCUUUAGCUCAGACUUUGGUGCAUAAGCCUGACUUCAAGUUGCUUAAUGUUAAUGGGAACUUCAUUUCUGAUGAAGGUAUCGAUGAGUUGAAGGAUAUCUUCAAAGAAUAUCCGGAAAAGCUUGGACCCUUGGAUGAAAAUGAUCCUGAAGGAGGAGAUGAUGAUGACAGAGAGUUAGGGGAUGAUGGUGAAGGCAGUGAAAAUGAAUUGGAAUCCAAACUCAAAAAUCUUGAUGUCAAUCAAGAGGAAUAGAGGCUUCUCUCAGGCUUUUUAUGCAGAGUUUCCGCCUUAGACCAAAAAUUUACCUAACCGUAUGUGGUUUGUUAUUUUUGAUCUGUUUCUCUAGUGUCUCUUGUAAAACUUGACCAGGCCUAUUGCACUGCCUCGUAGAAGCUAAUUAUUAUUCCAUCAAGAGUUUGUUCGAUGGAAUAGUUCUAUGUUUAAUAUUAAACUCAGCAUGUAUUAGUGCAGACCAGCAGUUAUUCUGUGGGAUCUAUGUAAUGUCUUCUUUCUGCGGUUUAAAGCAUGUUUACUUUCC
Messenger RNA from Olea europaea var. sylvestris, 2105 nucleotides. Its product is annotated as RAN GTPase-activating protein 2-like. Gene Ontology annotation, molecular function: protein binding; GTPase activator activity. Bases 197 to 1819 code for a protein of 540 amino acids. The record is from RefSeq and is a predicted model, not a curated record. Lineage: Eukaryota; Viridiplantae; Streptophyta; Magnoliopsida; Lamiales; Oleaceae. The transcript has 3 exons.